AUGGAUCCCAUCUCGGCGAUUGGUGUCGCGGCCGGGAUCGUUGCAUUUGUUGAUUUUGCCUGGAACCUCGUCACGGGGACACUCGAGCCUGGAAAAUCGGCAUCGAACAGCAUCGCUGACGACACUGAUGUGUUAAACGUCAUCAGUGACCUCCAAGCCGUCAGCUCAGCCCUGCGUGUCAGCGAUCGGAAAGCGGACAACUACGAGUUCUCGGCACACUUGCCGGCCCUUUAUGCCAUUAGCGACGACUGCCACACGGUAGCGACAGACAUGUUGGCGGCUCUCGAGCAGUUACAGAAGAGUAAUACAGACCGUGUGUGGCGCAAGUUGAAGGUCCAAUGGAUGAGGAUGAGGAAAGAGGAGAAGCUCCAAGGAAUGGCCGCCAAGCUCCGGGAUUAUCGCCUGCAGAUUAUUCUUCGCCUGAAUCUCAUUUUGAAUCUCAUUUUGAGGGUCGAACAGCUCAGAGCCGAGGCUAUCAUGAGCAGGAUGGAGACCCUGACUCGGUUCGACUCGCUGCGUGACAAACUGGUAACCGCUGUCUCCAAUCUGGAGAGUCUUCUGCAAUCUGGCUCCAAUAUUACCAGCAGAACCUCUCCUCCUCAAGACGCGGUGACGUCCUUGGAAGCUGUGCGGGAGCUGUUGUUCGGUCUCCGGUCUCAAGACACGGAAAUCCAGAUCCAGCACCAGAUUCUACGCCGGCUCGCCUGCCCCUCUGUUCAUUACCGGGAGGAAGCAAUAGCAAAUGCGUCUGACGGUACGUUCGGCUGGAUUUUCAGCCAUGCCAGCUCCCAGAACGCUCAAGAUACGGGGGGGGCCUCUGACCAGCGGCCUAUGCCGCACCACUUCGGAUUGCCCUUGGAGCAGAACGGCCCGGGCCGUCCCUCGUUAGACGCCGAGCGGGACGCCGAGAAGCUCCGAAAGCUACAGCAGUGGGCACAUCCAAAGCAGAUUGUAAUGGGGCGCUUCUACUUCUGGGCCGCGUCCAACGACGGAGGCCUCACGACUCUGGACGGGCUCUACCGCUUCCUACUCUUCGAAGUCCUCUGGCAGUGCCCGACCUCAUAUCAAAGGUCCUCUGAGAUGUUCCACCUGACCGCCAUGGUGGCGGCGUUUGAUCUCCUUAUCGAGCUCUCAGCGAGCGAAACCCGUCGGUUCUGUUUCUUUGUCGACGGACUCGACGAGUUUGCGGGUGACUUUCUUGCCCACCGAGACCUCGUGCAGAGGCUUCUCAGCUGGGUCGAGUGUAGCCAUGUCAAACUGUGCACUAGUUCCCGGCCAGAGCCAGAGAAUCUGGAGAUGCUUUCGAAACCCCCCAGCUGUCUUGUUUCCCUUCACGAGAUGACGAGGAUUGACAUUCAGCGUUUCAGCCAGGCCAUGCUAGAGAGCGACAGGAAUUUUGACUACAUCAGGGGAGAAUGUCCAGAGCUGGUGCAUCGGAUAGCUGAGAGAGCAAAUGGUGUCUUUUUGUGGGUUUAUCUCAUCAUUCGGCUGCUGUUGGAGUCCGUCGCGCAGCAAGACAGUAUUGAGAUACUUUACGCCAAGCUGGAGUUCGUACCCCUGGAACUCAACGACCUUAUGUUUCAGCGCCUGCUGAAACCCCUCAACUCGAUCGACGAGCUGCGGAGGAGACGUAUGCUCUACUUUGCCCUUACGGCGGCCGAAUCGCCCUCAGUGCACGCAUUCGCUUGGCUAGAUGAAGUAGAUCGCCCCGGAUUUCCCUACUGCCUUAAUAUCGGGUCUUGGUCGGAGGACCAAGUCAAGGCCCAUGAACAAAAGACCUCUGCACUCCUUCAAUACCUCACCAAGGGCCUGUUAGAGACCGUGACAGUCUCCAACGCCUAUCAGCUCGGCUUCUUGCCGUGGGACAACCGCACUCCAGUAUCAGCUAAGCUAUCAUCGUCUUACACAACCGUCCGAUUACUACACCGCAGCGCCUACGACUUCCUCAUCGAACCUGAGCGGCUCGCAGGAUUCAGAGAAGCCUUUAAAAUCCUUGGGCCAUUCGAGCUAGUUGAACUCCGAAUAAUGGUCGCCGAUCUCAUGGUGCUGCAACGUGCGGGCAAAGACACGCUUUUCCGCAAUCUGACGAACCUCUUGCUGGUAAAACGCCAGCACGACUUCCCCGCCGAGGAGUUGGACCGCCUGUUCAGCGUGGCAUCAAGCCUCGAUAGCAAUGGCCGCGCCAGCACUCUACUUCGAAUAGCAUCGGGGGCGGAAGAAGACUUCCGGCAACUCGUGUCGCUUUCCCACCUGGCCGCCUUCUGCAGGCAGUCUCGUUACAUAGAACGCAAGGCGAGGAGUCUCGGGCUUGGUCGGCCCCAGUCUGCUGACAUGAGUAUCCUACUGAGCGCAUUCUUUGGGGGUGGUAGCGCAACGAGCAGAGUCAUUUCUUUGCUGCUACAGAGCGGCGCUUCAGUGACGCAGAAGAUACGGCUGUCGGCGGAAACUGAUUCGUCAUUUGCUCCGGGCGCAUCCAGGUAUCCUCCGUUUGAGCCCAGAGAACUGGUCCCGGUCUGGAUACCCAUCGCUCUUCGCAUUGCCCACUUCGUCUUACACGAGUACUUUACGACCUCUCUCGACAGAGCCGCAGACAUGAUGCGGGCUUUCAAACUCAUCCUUCGGGCGGCUCCGCCUGGGGUGGCGGAUGACUGUUUACUUGAGCUGCACCCCCGAGUUGGAGAUUUAGAUCCGGCCAAAGUGGCGUAUUGCGCGCUGCGAAACUUUGCCAAGAGCCCGUAUCACCCAUUCGACGACGUAUCAUUUGCUGAGACGAGCAGAUCUCACGAGGUCGCCGGCCACCACAGGGCUGAAUGA
Messenger RNA from Lasiosphaeria miniovina, 2814 nucleotides. RefSeq lists its product as uncharacterized. The transcript is spliced from 4 exons. Lineage: Eukaryota; Fungi; Ascomycota; Sordariomycetes; Sordariales; Lasiosphaeriaceae. The coding region runs from base 1 to 2814 and encodes 937 amino acids. The record is from RefSeq and is a predicted model, not a curated record.